Molecule: messenger RNA, 4227 nt
Organism: Plasmopara halstedii
Lineage: Eukaryota; Oomycota; Peronosporomycetes; Peronosporales; Peronosporaceae
Product: myosin-like protein
Exons: 1
Coding region: 1-4227 (1408 amino acids)
Biological process (GO): vesicle transport along actin filament; actin filament organization
Cellular component (GO): vesicle; actin cytoskeleton; cytoplasm
Molecular function (GO): metal ion binding; microfilament motor activity; actin filament binding
Source: RefSeq, a predicted model, not a curated record
AUGGAUGUAGGUGCAGAGGUGGACGUGCAGUUAGGACCACAGAAAUGGCAACGUGCUAAGAUUAUUGACCGCUAUGUAAAUCCCGUCGAUGCGUCUGGUGCUGUGAUUGUCGUCAGGUUUGAAGAUGGUAGCGUGGUUGAACGAGGUGUUUCUUCCGACGUGAAUGAGGAUGGACCCGACGUGCGAUUAAUCUCUCCUGGUCAGGGUCAGCACUUUGAUGUGGAUGAUCUCACGCAACUCAUUGAGCUAGAUGAGACGACAAUUUUAUCAGCACUUGACACACGCUUUACCAACAAUAAGAUCUACACAAACACCGGAGCCAUUUUACUAGCGGUAAAUCCAUUUCAAAAGAUUCCAAAUAUUUACAGCAAAGACACGAUGGCUAAGUAUCUACUGUCGUUUGAGUCAAGAAGCUCUACUAUGCAGAAUAGAGGCAACGACCGUAUGCCUCCACAUAUCUAUAAAGUGGCUGGAGAGGCAUAUAAAGCCAUGAUGCUUGGACUAAAUGGUGUUAUGAGUGAUCAGAGCAUUCUUGUGAGUGGAGAAAGUGGCAGUGGAAAAACAGAGAGCACGAAAUUUCUUAUGGAAUACUUAGCGCAAGCAGGAGUGACGCAUGUUGCAUCCACUGUAAUUAGUAAAACUCCACAAGGUAUUGCAGCUAAGGUCCUACAAACGAAUAUUCUGCUAGAAUCUUUUGGAAACGCGCGCACAUUACGCAACGACAAUUCAAGUCGAUUCGGCAAAUUCAUCAAGCUUCACUUUACCAGUGGUGGUCGACUUACAGGUGCCAGUAUUCAAACGUAUUUGCUUGAGAAAGUGCGGCUUGUUUCGCAGUCAAAAGGCGAACGAAAUUAUCAUAUUUUUUAUGAAAUGGCGGUUGGCGCAAAAGCUGAUGAUCGAAAGCGCUGGUUUCUGGACCCACCAAAGGGUCACUUGAUGCCUUCUGGAGACCACGGCGAUGUCUUAGAAGCCUCACGCCAAUUUUUGCAUUAUCGAUAUUUGAACCAAAGCGAAUGUUAUCAGCGAAAUGAUGGUGUUAAGGACCCUGAGAUGUUUCAGCGUGUCAUGGAAGCUAUGGAUAUUGUUGGCUUUACACUGACAGAACGUGCUGGGAUUUUUGACACAAUCGCAGCACUCAUGCACAUCGGAAAUUUGUCGUUUGAGCACGAUGAGAAUUGUGAUAGGGUAGGGCAGUCACCGGGACCUGGACAAGGCAAAUCAGACCUGGCACCGAGCUGCAUCUGGUCACGCGACGCAGCAGCCACACUGCUGGCUGUGGACGCGACAAAACUCGAGUUAGCUCUGAGUGUGCGACGAAUUCGUGCUGGUACCGACUUUGUGCGAAUGAAACUUUCUGCAGCUCAGGCUAACAACGCCCGCGACGCAUUGGCCAAAGCCCUGUACGGACGUUUGUUUAGUUGGAUGGUGACAAAGAUCAAUCAUUUUCUUCGAAUGGAUGACAGUGAAAAAGCUAAAGGUGGACUUCAUUUUAUUGGCAUUCUCGACAUUUUCGGGUUUGAAGUGUUUCCAAAAAACUCAUUUGAACAGCUUUGUAUAAAUUUUGCUAACGAGACUUUACAGCAACAGUUUAACGACUAUGUAUUUAAAGCUGAACAGCGCGAGUACGAAUCGCAGGGUGUUGACUGGAAAUACAUUGAGUUCUGCGAUAAUCAAGACUGCGUUAAUCUCAUCUCGCAGCGACCAACGGGUAUUCUUUCACUUAUUGACGAAGAAUGUGUCAUGCCGAAAGGAAGUGACACGACAUUGGCUUCCAAGCUUUACCGUGCGUGUGACAGCCAUCCUCGGUUUGAAGCUUCUCGUAUUCAACGUGCGAGUGGUUUAUUCACAAUUGUACACUACGCAGGUCACGUGGAAUAUUCGUCGGAUGGGUUCUUGGAAAAAAAUAAAGACGUUCUUCACCAAGAGGCAGUGGACAUGCUUGCCUAUUCCACACGAGAGGACAGCUUUACUCGCAUUUUGUGCGAAGGUAUAGGCGGCUCAAGGGAGCGCUUAAAGUCAUCUCCACGUCAACGUGCACAAACUAGCAAAAACCGAGGAGCAAGUGUCGGACUCCAGUUUAAAGAGCAGUUGACGACCUUACUGGAAACGCUGCACCGGACUAAUCCGCACUACGUUCGAUGUUUGAAGCCUAAUGAUGUCUGUAAGGCUGGGAUUUACGAGCGUGAUCGUGUGUUGAAUCAGUUGCGGUGCAAUGGUGUGAUGGAGGCUGUUCGGGUGGCUAGAGCAGGAUAUCCAAUUCGUCUACCGCUUGAUGUCUUUGUUGCCCGUUAUUUCAGUUUAAAAACGUCGACAGUUGCACGUCAACAGCAGAAAAGCUCAUUUGGCGUGCCUAAUCUCGACUUGAACGAUGACAUGGCAGUCAUUAGCAAGGAAGCCAAGGAGCUUCUGUACGGUCUGCUGGAAAUUAUCCCUAAAGAGAACGAUGCAAACCCUCAAGGCGCGUGUGAACGACCUGAUCAAGGUCAAUUCGCAACAAAAUGCAGCUCCGUGGGCAUUCAGAUGGGAUAUACGAAAAUUUUUAUGAAAAAACCGACCUAUGAGUUUCUCGAAAAUACGCGUACGCAGCGCUUACAUCGACACAUGGUUAAGAUCUUUCAUGCUGUCUUGUGUGUAACCGCCCGUGUGCGUUAUUUGCGCUACCUUCGUGCUAUCCAAGUACUUCAGCUUCGAUUUCGUUUCAAAAAGCUUCGAAAACUGCAUCGUCGGCGCCAGAUUCUAUUAAUUCGUAGAAAGAAUGCAGGCAAAGUGCAGGGAUUUGUGCGAACAGUGGUGCAGCGGAAAAAGUUUGUGCGCUUUCUUGCUGUUGUGCGAAUGCUGCAAUGUCGUUUCAGGUUUCGGCGAAAAUUGCAGGCAGAGGAAACUGCUCGAAAGAAAAAGCCUGGAGAUCUCAAGCAUCAGCAGCAACGAACGCAACCCAUUUCUAAGUAUACCGAAAGCUCCACGGCUUCUUCGAAUUCAUCAUCUUUGCGGUCCGUGACAUCGCACUCGAAUGAUAUUGAAGGUUCUGGAAUAUCAGACGUAUCGUCAAACUACUCGGACGAUGUAUUUACAUAUAACUCUGACUUUCCAAGGCAUAAUCUCAAUACUGUCGACGAACAGAGCAGUCAAUUGAUGCCUCGUGCGUCUCACCGCAUCUCAAUUCGAAAAUCUCAGUCGAUUAACUCAAUUACUCCUAUGGGCGGAUUCCGAGCAUCGCAGAUGCACAAUACCCAUGGUAGCCAAGGACAAAUGAUUCCAACUCCAAAAUCCAAGUCGCGGAUACCGUCCCGCAAGUCGUCAUUCCGAAACACACGAUCCUCUCGGGCAGUAGCUCUCCCCCGACUUGAUGUGAUUCAGCACACGUCAUGGGUGAACGAUGAAGACCGGUUUAGCUGUCAUAUUUGUAACAAGCGUUUUAAUAUGUUUAAACGCAAACAUCACUGUAGAGCAUGCGGUGAAGUCAUCUGCAAUAGCUGCUCGCUGUAUCAUCGUAUCCAGUCCCGAUCCCUGCGUGUUUGUGUGUCGUGCGUUGCGUUCCAUUCGCUUGACAGUCCCACAGCGGCUGGUUCGACAGGAUUUCUGCGCUCAGGUGGCGAUAGUCUUCAUUCAUUGAACUCGAGUCGAAAAACGUCCAAUGGCUCCGCUGCAGAUCGCAAUCGAAGUAGCACGCUCAGUAGCGGCGUGUGGCUAAAUCCAUGGCCUGAACCGCCGUACCCAGUGGACGAGGAUGAACGUUUGACUGUCUUACGAGAGCUCAAUAUCCGUGAGCUUGGUUCGUCGGGCAAAUUCAACAUGUAUUGUGAAGUUGCAGCCAAGACCAUGAAGUGCCCGAUCGCUUACGUGAGCAUCAUCGAAGACGAAGAACAGCAUCUGGUGGCCAACAUUGGCAUGGCCCAUACAACGUUGCCUCGUGAAUUAUCUUUCUGCGCACAUACAAUUUGUCAGCCAAGUGUGUUAGUGGUGCUGGAUACCAAGAACGACGAACGCUUUCGUGAGAACCCUAUGGUUAAAGGUGAAAAGGGAGCUGUUAAGAUUCGAUACUAUGCUGGAGCGACCAUAUUUUCGCGUGACGGCCACGCACUCGGAACGGUAGCCGUACUGGACACAAAGCCUAGACGAGAAGCAGAUCAAGAACACAUUGGCAUGUUGCAGCACCUAAGCUUUCUGGCGAGCGAAAAGAUGACGCAAAGCACCAUUCAAGAAGAUAGUGAUAGCGAAUUUCUAUAA